Messenger RNA from Arachis stenosperma, 1501 nucleotides. Its product is annotated as ATP-dependent Clp protease proteolytic subunit-related protein 2, chloroplastic-like. Gene Ontology annotation, molecular function: serine-type endopeptidase activity; ATPase binding; ATP-dependent peptidase activity. NCBI's taxonomy places the organism in Eukaryota, Viridiplantae, Streptophyta, Magnoliopsida, Fabales, Fabaceae. The record is from RefSeq and is a predicted model, not a curated record. Gene Ontology annotation, biological process: protein quality control for misfolded or incompletely synthesized proteins. Gene Ontology annotation, cellular component: endopeptidase Clp complex. The transcript has 10 exons. The coding region runs from base 435 to 1277 and encodes 280 amino acids.
CCUCCCCUUCUCUCUCACCCACCACCCAGCCUCUCUCUCUCAGCUCCACCGAAGACGGAACCCUAGCAGCCUGCCAGCGUCCGGCCCCGCCGUCAGGUCUGCUCGGAGCUGCUGUUGGGUCGCCGCUUCUGUCCUCGUCGUCGUCGGCCACCCUGAACUCGUGUCUCUGUCCUCAUCGUCGAUCCCUCUCUGUCUCUCGCGCGUCAAGCCUCUGUCUUCAAUUCCCUCUGUGCCCGAACUUACUUUCCUUCCUCCUUCGCGGUCACUUCUCUUCCUCCCUCGCCACCGGCUGGACUGUUGUUAUCUUCUUCUGACUUCUGGGUUAAUUAUUGUUGACUGUUGAGCUGAGCGAGUGUUGUAUUUGGUUGAAGUUUUCUUCAAGCUCAAAUAGUGCGUUCCCCCCUCCUAUCUCUUCGUUACCUCAAAUAGCUAAUAUGGCGGUUGCACCCUAUAUCAACGCUGCUGCACCUCCUAGUUGCGCCACAAAACUCUACUCUGGGUUGAAACUUCAAUCUCCAAGUAUCCCUAAUUCCCUUGCGUGUAAAUCUAAUGUCUCCGCUGAGUUCUACGGAAAAGUUCACAAGAGUCUGCAUUGCGGGUAUGCUAAUCACAAACCAGCAAGGGCACAAAUUCAGAUGAUGCCCAUAGGGACCCCUAGAGUUCCCUAUAGGACACCUGGUGAAGGAACUUGGCAAUGGGUUGAUUUGUGGAAUGCCCUUUAUCGAGAGCGUGUUCUCUUCAUUGGACAAAACAUAGAUGAAGAAUUUAGUAACCAAGUAUUGGCAACCAUGCUGUAUCUUGACAGUAUAGAUAAUGCCAAGAGGAUGUAUAUGUACAUCAAUGGUCCUGGUGGAGAUCUUACACCAAGCUUGGCUAUCUAUGACACUAUGCAGAGCUUGCAAAGUCCUGUAACCACCCAUUGUGUUGGCUAUGCCUAUAAUCUUGCAGCAUUUCUUCUUGCAGCUGGAGAAAAGGGCAACCGCUUUGCAAUGCCUCUUUCCAGAGUUGCUCUGCAAUCUCCAGCGGGAGCUGCUCGGGGUCAGGCUGAUGACAUCCGCAAUGAAGCAAAUGAGCUUUUAAGAAUCAGAGAUUACCUCUUUAACGAGUUGGCUAAGAAAACAGGCCAGCCUGUUGAGAGGAUCACCCAAGACCUGGGCAGGAUGAAACGGUUCAACGCACAGGAGGCUCUUGAUUAUGGGCUUAUUGAUCGAAUUGUGAGGCCACCACGCAUUAAGGCUGAUGCGCCUAACAAGGAGGCAGGAACAGGCCUUGGUUAAGAACUCACGGUUUGUCACCCAGCCAGAGUACUCAUAAUAUUACAGAACCAGGAUUGUUUCUCGUGUUUUAUUUAUCUCCUUAAUUAUUUUCAGGAAUAUGUAUAAUAUUUGAAUAGUUAGAAAUUGUUGGCAAAGAUAAUUGGUUCUUGUUCAGAAAUGGAUGAAUUCAACUUGUUGAAAGCAGUAAAUAAUGCAGUUGAAGCUUUAAGUUCGUAACUCUACCA